UGCUGACACUGAAUUAUGAAAAUAUUAGCCCGUACAUCUCUAAAUAAACAUGUUUCAUAUCACUUCAUUAAGGCUUUAUAGGGGCAUGUACCAAAUGUAGUUAGAAACAUGAUUGUUAUAUUUCACUCAAUCAUUGGCCAGCUGCUACAAUAUAUUCUUACCUGCUAAAGACGUAGCCUCUAUCCUGGCUUUAUUGACACAAAACAAAGAGAUAAAGUCACUUACUGCCACCUACUGGUUGGAGUCUGAACAAAGUGGAAGUGGAAUGUGCCUGCUUGUUUACAUUUCGUUCUGUUUUUACCAUAUAUGUAAAUGUCUAUUUUGCCAGUGAGUUGUACGACCACAGUUGUUGAUUGCGCUUUGAAUGUGCGAACUUAUUUUUAGUACGCAUGGCAAUUGGCAUGUUUAGUAGGCAUGUCGGGCACCAUACCAUUUGAAUCAUUGUGGUAGCUUGCCUUGCUGUGUAGCCUACUGUAAUGAGAAUUGAGAGAGAUCCAUUCCACGUUGAACCGACAGAAAUAACUGUAAAUGGACCGUGGAGGAAGAGGACGUGGAGGAAGAGGGAGGCGAGGUAAUCGUGUAGAGGACAAGGAUGUCCGCCUCUCCAAGUCUUUGUCCUUUGCACUGCGCCAUGGAGCCAAUCAAAUGGGACUUCACAUGAAUCCUGAUGGCUUCCUAUUUGUGGAGGACCUACUGGCUCAUGCACAGUUCCACGCCUUCUCAUUGGAGGACGUGGAGAGAGUUGUGGCCACCAAUGACAAGCAGCGAUUCAAGCUCCGCCCUCACCCUGAGGACGGACGGCUGCAGAUCCGAGCCAAUCAGGGACACUCUGUGCAGGUGUGUGAUCUGGACCUGAAGGCUGUACAGCAUGGUUCUCCUGAUUGUCCCAGGGAGGGAAUCCAUGGCUCCUAUCUCCGCAACUGGCCCUCCAUCCGCUCCGAUGGCCUCAGCCGCAUGAACAGAACACACAUACACCUGGCCAUGGGCCUACCGGGGGAGGACGGGGUCAUCAGCGGCAUGAGGAGAGACUGUGACCUGGCCAUAUUCAUUGACGUCCCCAAAGCAUUGUCUGAGGGUAUCCAGUUCUUCUGGUCGGAGAACGGUGUAUUGCUGACACCUGGGGACACUGAGGGGAAACUACUUCCCCGAUACUUCAGCCGUGCCCUAAAACUAAGACCCACACAGAGUAUUCUGCCACUGGAGUAGGUGAAGAGGGUUAUCUGUGCUUUGGAGGUAAAGACUUGGCUGAAUUUGUCACCAGACGGCUGUUGAUUUCCAGUUCUGUCUAGACUGUUUACUGGUAACCAAUACUGUUCAGGACCAGAACCCUGAAGACUCUGGGUGAAUAAGACUGAGACUGAAAACACCGUCAACAACAACUCAACAACAGCUCUAAUACCAUACAGGACACAGUACAGGCACAGAGACUGACUGGUGUUCCUGAUAACAUUGUCACAUGACAAAGACCCAGAGGAUGCUAUCAGAUGGGAACCAACAGGCACAAGCUGUGGGUUUGCCAACGGACAGUCUCAACUGCUCCACAGAGAUACACACACACUGCCUGCGUCUUCCUGUGCCGUCAGUCACAUUUCAGGAAACUCUGCCACCAUACUCUUAAGAACACAACCAUCAAGCCAAAUGCCUCAUCUGGAAAUUAUAACACCUGUCAACUGUUUUAUAUAUGUCAAUAAACAUAUUUAAUUCUGGAUUUCAGAAUUGACAA
Messenger RNA from Salvelinus namaycush (lake trout), 1723 nucleotides. RefSeq names its product tRNA phosphotransferase 1 (gene trpt1). Gene Ontology annotation, molecular function: tRNA 2'-phosphotransferase activity. The transcript has 7 exons. Bases 529 to 1206 code for a protein of 225 amino acids. Lineage: Eukaryota; Metazoa; Chordata; Actinopteri; Salmoniformes; Salmonidae. Gene Ontology annotation, biological process: tRNA splicing, via endonucleolytic cleavage and ligation. The record is from RefSeq and is a predicted model, not a curated record.